UGUAGGUAAAAAGAUACAUGUGCACUUCAAGUAGAAAGGAGCAUGUUCCCAAAUCACUCCAGCUUGGGUUGUCCACCCUUCCCUCCAAAACAUCAACAACGGAGUAAUUUCUUCAGUAAGAUUCCUGUGAAUGUGCUACCCACUCUUGUCUCUCAGCAGCAUCUUAUUGAGACUCAGUUUAAUUUGCAGAAUGCAGUGGCUGUUUUGAGUGAUAACCUUGCAACUACUCGAGAUGCUACACUGCGGCCAGUGGCUUAUGUAAGUGGCAGUCCAGUACGUGUGUCUGAUGCCCCCAUGUCAUUCCGAGGAAGAAAGAGACUAAGUGAACAAAGUGUCCCAUAUAAUGUCAAGCGGCACCGACUGCAUUCACAUCAUUCUGAAACAGCUGGAAUUAACCAAGCAGUGCUUUUACCAGAAGAACGUAGAUACUCUUUUCCAGGAUCAUUUCAAUCUCCACUCUUUCAUGCACAUCACGUCCCAGAUUUAACUGGAUCUGUACCUCUGGUUCGAUAUACUUUGUUUCCAGAACCUACACAAACCACUCUCCCUGUGGCCAAAGAUAAGUUAAGUCAGCAGGUUUUGGAGUUAUUUCAAGCAUGUCAACAACAGACUUGUGAUUUGCACAAAAAAGAGGUCUGCAGAACACAACUCCAGAGAGAAAUUCGGCGACUUUUUCCACACAGCAGACUCUUUUUGGUUGGGUCCUCCCUGAAUGGGUUUGGCACUCGUAGCAGUGAUGGUGACUUGUGCCUGGUGGUUAAAGAAGAACCAGUAAAUCAGAAGACUGAAGCAAGAAACAUCCUCAGCUUAGUCCAAAACCUCUUCAGUACUAGCCUUUCAACCUACAUUGAGAGACCUCAGCUGAUUCGGGCAAAAGUGCCAAUAGUGAGGUUCAGGGAUAAAGUCAGCUGUGUGGAGUUUGACUUGAAUGUGAACAGUGUUGUGGGAAUAAGAAAUACAUUCCUUUUGAGAACCUAUGCAUACAUGGAAAAUCGAGUUCGUCCAUUAGUACUUGUUAUUAAGAAGUGGGCAAGUUUUCAUGACAUAAAUGAUGCCAGUCGUGGUACUUUAAGCAGCUAUAGUCUUGUGUUGAUGGUUUUGCACUAUUUACAGACCCUACCUGAACCUGUCCUUCCAUCUCUCCAAAAAAUUUACCCAGAAUCUUUUGAUCCUACUAUGCAGUUGCAUCAUAUUCAUGAAGCUCCACGUGCCAUUCCUCCAUACCCCUCAAAAAAUGGAUCAAGCCUUGGAGAAUUGCUAAUAGGCUUCUUCAAAUAUUAUGCCACAGAAUUUGAUUGGCGCAAUCAAGUGAUUUCAGUUCGUGAGGCCAAAGCUAUUCUCAGACCUGAUGAUAGUGAAUGGAGAAACAGAUUUAUUUGUAUAGAAGAGCCCUUUGAUGGGACAAACACUGCUAGAGCUGUACAUGAAAAACGGAAGUUUGAUUUAAUCAGAGGUCAAUUUCUGAAGUCUUGGCAUUUAUUACAAAACAAGAAAGACCUGAACUGUAUAUUACCUUUAAGAGCAGCCAUACUGAAAAGAUAACCAGCUUCUUUCUUCUUACUGGAUCCUGCUGAAAGAAAAAGUCUCAAAAUCAAGAGGCAGUUACCCUAUGGGUAGUUGUCUUAUAAUGUGUUUUUCCUUGUAAACUUUAAGAAAAUCUUUAUAAGAAAGAUUAUGUAUUUCAUUAUUGUUAAUACAGCUGGUCAUUAAAAGAUAAGUUUUCUGAAAA
Messenger RNA from Pezoporus occidentalis (night parrot), 1729 nucleotides. RefSeq names its product terminal nucleotidyltransferase 2 (gene TENT2). NCBI's taxonomy places the organism in Eukaryota, Metazoa, Chordata, Aves, Psittaciformes, Psittacidae. Gene Ontology annotation, molecular function: poly(A) RNA polymerase activity. The coding region runs from base 43 to 1542 and encodes 499 amino acids. The record is from RefSeq and is a predicted model, not a curated record. The transcript is spliced from 14 exons.